UUGUCUCAUCUCUGACCUAUUUGAAUAAAGCCAAAGCUCUGGGUAACAUUUUCAGAGAAAAAGACACACAAGAGGCUCCUGGGCCUUCUGAACACAGGGAGUCCACAUGAUGGUGGUACAAGGGCAACCUCAAGGUAGAGAAAGGCCAGUAUGGUGGUCCCCCGUGAAGAUCUGGUCUGUUGCUGUGGUUUCCACAGCAUUCCUCAGUGCUUGUUUCAUCGUGAGUUGUGUGGCGACUUAUCAUAUUACAUAUACAAACACUGACAGAAGGCUGUCUGAAUUACAUACAUAUCAUCCAAGUCUAACCUGCUUCAAUGAAGGGACAAGGGUGACAGGCUUUUCUUGUCCCAUUGAGAGUUUUUUGUUUUUGUUUUUUGUCAAUUGUGGAGCUGGCACUUCUGGGGAGAAAAACAUAAUUGCAUCAAUAUUAUUUUCCUCUCAACAACUUGAGGCACUCCUGUAUCAACAAUUGGAGUUUUAAAGACUACCUCCUGGAAGCAGCAAUGGGUACUUUAGCCUUUGCUUUCGGAAUGCUCAGAAAUGAAUGAGACAAAGAUGGGUGUUAAUUAAAUUAACCGCACAUCCAUCUGGCAUAAGAAACUGCAAAUUUACUCCCUGUUAUAGCCUUUCAAGCUGUUUCAUACAAAUAAGUCAAGUUACAGAUAAGCUUAUAUGAUAAAAUUAUCUUAUAUGCUACCAUGUCAGCAAAUAAAAAUGCUCAGAUUUUAAGAACAUCCUUUCACAUUAUUAUCACAAUAAAAAGUUAAAAUUCCAAACAAAAAUUUUCCAUAUUCAUUAAAGGUAAAAAAUAAUCGAGAUCCACAUGUAUCUUUUCCUAUUUGUUUUCCACUCAGCCCCAGUCUGAGUGCUGGGACAUGUAGAAGCAUGCCUGUCAAAACCCCAGAAAUAUAUUGAAAAACUAUGUAUCCCCUUAUUUAAUCUGAUAUCUAAUUUUUUUUAUCAUGUAUUAAAAGCAAAAGCUAUGAUUUCUGGAACUUUGUAAAUAUCAACAUUUAAAAAUAAAACUGUUAAACCUGUUUUUAAAAUGUAUCUUUGGUGUCUAGAUACCAUUACAAAUUGCUACCCCCACUCCCAUCAUGAAUAUUAGAAAAGAAGAAAUGCAUGUAUUAUUUGACAGUCCUGGGUAUUACAUCAUUCUUCCCCCCCCCCCUUAGACUAACAUUUACACAGCACUUCCCUGUCUGCCAAGAUAUGUAAAUAAGAACAUGUCUAAUAGUUUUAUUUUCUAUGGAACA
Messenger RNA from Myotis brandtii (Brandt's bat), 1256 nucleotides. RefSeq names its product C-type lectin domain family 6 member A-like. The coding region runs from base 107 to 481 and encodes 124 amino acids. The record is from RefSeq and is a predicted model, not a curated record. Lineage: Eukaryota; Metazoa; Chordata; Mammalia; Chiroptera; Vespertilionidae. The transcript has 4 exons.